GAAAAAUAUCAAACUUUUUGUACAAUAUGUGUUAAAUAAGUAUAUUUUAAGAAUAGAAUAGUUUAGGUGUUAGUUAUUAUGAUCCUAAAUAAAACAGAAUAUUCUGUUACUAGAUAAAUAUACUAAAUGAGGAAGAACAUAUAUAAAACCUUUUUUUAUAGUUUGAUAAUAUAUAUGCUCUAAUAAUACCAUUAAAUUUUAAUGAAAACUUAGUUUAAAGUGUAAUAGAAAAAUAUUUUUUAACACAAAACAGACAUUUGAAUAUUCAAAGAGUCUUAAAUUGUGAAUAUAAUUUUGAAAGUUGCAUAAAUAAAAUCUUGUAAUUAAAUUUUGAUAAAGAUUUAAAUUAAUCGCUUUAAAAUAGCCAAGAAAUGACAAUCAGUAAAAACUAACAAUCAAUAUCAUUACAAUGUGAUGAGAACUUCAAAAAUCGAAACAAUAAAAAAUAUCUAACUCUUUGCUAAUAAAUAGACAUAGAGUAAAAAAACUUAAUAAAAUCAUUAGGUGGGUUAUUAUGCUUCCUGUUCAAUAAUUAGAUUAUUAAUUUGAAUUAUUCGUUUUUUGACAUAGUAUUUCUUAAAAACAUAAAUAAUUAAAUACAUUACAAUCAAUACACUCUAAGUUAUUUGAAUAUAUUUAAAGAAGACAUUCAUCCAUCAAUGAUUAAAGGUAAAGGUUAAGCUAAAGAAGGUUUUUCUUUGUUUUUACUAUUCUCAAAAUUUGUAUACACUAAAUUAGGACUGAUUAAAUUAAAGCACCUAUUUUUAACUCCUUCAUUUGAUUUGAAAACUCUAUAAUUAAGAAAUCAGUCAAUAGAUUUUUUUUAUUCUUAAUCUGGAGAAAGCAUUAAGAAAAUUAAACUCAACCUCUAAAAGUGUUCAAAUAUUAAAAAAGUUCUAAGUAAAUUGAAAUAAGUACAAAUGAAUUUUAAUGAUUGGUAUAGCUUUAAAAUUACGCUGCAAAGCACAUUAAACAUAAUGUAAUUAUUUUUAAUAUAAAAUGAAAUACUUAAAAACCGAAAACUUUUAGUAUUUCAGAAUCUAUCAGAUUAUUUAUUUUAAGAACUACAAAAAUUGAAUUCUUUUUUAGAAAAAUAUCUAUUGUUCUCACCAAAAGAUGGUGAAAUUAUGAUAAGAGAAGGUAUAGUAUAAGAAUUAGAUGAUCUUUUAAAAAUAUAUGAUAAUUUAGAUGAAAUUUUAAGUUAUUAUAAUAGUUAAGAAAUAAUUAAACUGACUAAUAAUAAUUCGAAUUUCAACUCUUAGAUGAUGAUUUAAUAUUUUCCAUAACUAGGAUUUUUCAUAACUAUACAAAACUCUAAUUAAUUCAAUAAUCAAGUAUAGGUCGAUGAUAAGGUUAACUUCUCUUAAAAUAAAAGCUAUCAGGAUCAGUAAAACAAUUAUUCAUUAGAAUAAGAUUGCUGUGAAAAUUCAAAAGAACAAAAACAGAAUGCUUUGAAAAGUGAUAAAAGUUUUUAUCAGGAUGGGAAAUAAUUAGAUGACGAUGAAGUUGAGGAAAAAUAAAAUUAAAGCUAGUAAAAUUUAAAAAGAACCAGGAGCAGUAAUAGUCUUUCUUCUAAAAAUUAAGGAAUAGAAAAUUCCUAGAAUUUAUAAUAAUAAUACUGUUUAACUAAUGACUACUCUUACUGUUUCACACUAUAAGAUGCUCUUUUAUUUAAAAACGAUUUAUGUAACUAACUAGAUUUAAAAUAUGGAGAUAUUCAAAGCAGAAUAAUUGAUAUAUAAAGAGAUAUAGUAAGAGAAAUAGAACAAUAAAUUUUGUUAUACAGUGAAGAAAUAAAUGCAGCUUAAGAAUUUAUAAGCGAUCUAGAUCUUUUUUUUUGUUUGUAUCAAGCUGCUGAAGUAUAUAAUUUAAGAAAACCUAAACUUACAAAUGAUUCUUCAUUAGUUUUUUAAGAAAUGAGGAAUAUAUUAACAGAAAUAACAAUAGGUGAAAAAUAAUUUAUUUCUAACAGUUUUUGUGUUCACAAUUUUGCUCAAUAUAUGAAGAACUAAAAAAUAUAAACUAAUAAUUUUUUAGAUUCCUAGUUUAGUAAUAGAUUUACAUUUAUAACAGGUCCUAAUUAUGCAGGCAAAAGUGUUUUCUUAAAAAGUAUCGGAAUGAUUACCUAUCUUGCUCAUAUUGGUAGCUUUAUUCCUUGCAGAUUUGCCAGAAUAGGAAUGAUAGAUAAUAUUUUUGUAAAUACUUGCUAACAUGAUUCAGUUCUAAAAUUCAAUGGAGAGUCAGCAUAGCAACUUUAAUUCAUAAACUACAUUUUAAACUAAGCUACUAAUAGAACUUUAAUACUCAUAGAUGAAUUCGGAAAAAAUUUCAGGCUUAACGAUAGUUUAAAUUUAAAUUACUCCCUAGUUAAGUGCUUGACAGAAGAUACAUUCUAAGGUUUAAAUGAAAAAAUAACUUAAAAAUAACAUCCUUCUUUGUAAUAAGAAGAUAAUGAUUAAAACAUUUUUUAUUAAUAUUAAACUGAUAAUUCUUAAGUGGAAAAUAUUGAUGAAAUAAAAUAGUAAAAUUUGAGAGGUUUGAAUGAGUUUCAGUUUAUACAUUAAGACAUUUAAAAUGUUAAUUUAAUGGAACAAUACAAUAAAAUUCCUAUCACUCUGAUGGCAAGCCACUUAAGUUAGCUUGUUAAUUUGUGUGGACUGAGAGAAAACUAUAUAAUUAGAUUUGCAUAAAUGGAAGUAUUAAUAUAAUAAGGAAAAAAUGUUUGCAAACUUAAUGAAUUAAAGGAGAAUAUUAAUGCUAUGCAGAAGAUUGUUCAUGUAUAUAAACUAAAUAAAGGUUUAUCCUUAAAAAGUUGCUCCUCAUUAGUUGCUAAGAAUAUUUUCAGAGAUAAUGAAUAUCUUAUUCAUAGAAUUAAUGAAAUAAAUUAAUUUAUUUUAGAAGGAAAAUUUUAAGUCUCGCCAUAAUAAAAUGUUGAAUAAAUUCAUCUUGAAAAGGUUUAAAAAGUUAUAAAUAUUUUAAAUUCUUUGAAAGAGUAAUAAAUUUAAUGAAUUUAUAAAUUAUUUUUUUGUUGAAUAUCCUUUUUUGUAAUUGUUUUAUUAUUUCAUUUUUUAACACUAUUAUAAAUAUUAUUUAAUUAAUUAAAUAAUAUUAAAUUUGUAGCUAUAAAUUUACCAAUA
This is a messenger RNA of Tetrahymena thermophila SB210, 3137 nucleotides long. Its product is annotated as MutS domain V protein. Gene Ontology annotation, cellular component: nucleus. The record is from RefSeq and is a predicted model, not a curated record. Gene Ontology annotation, biological process: chiasma assembly; mismatch repair. The transcript has 7 exons. Gene Ontology annotation, molecular function: ATP binding; ATP-dependent DNA damage sensor activity; mismatched DNA binding. NCBI's taxonomy places the organism in Eukaryota, Ciliophora, Oligohymenophorea, Hymenostomatida, Tetrahymenidae.